Durotheca rogersii is the source of this 1504-nucleotide messenger RNA. Its product is annotated as pyridoxal phosphate-dependent transferase. The transcript has 2 exons. Gene Ontology annotation, molecular function: O-phospho-L-serine:2-oxoglutarate transaminase activity; pyridoxal phosphate binding. The coding region runs from base 151 to 1392 and encodes 413 amino acids. The record is from RefSeq and is a predicted model, not a curated record. Gene Ontology annotation, biological process: L-serine biosynthetic process. NCBI's taxonomy places the organism in Eukaryota, Fungi, Ascomycota, Sordariomycetes, Xylariales, Xylariaceae. Gene Ontology annotation, cellular component: cytoplasm.
GAGUUUUCUCUGUGAGGAACUCCGUUCCACAUUCCCCAGAGCUAGAAAUCUCUCCGGGUCACAAAUCCCUCCAAGUCCGGCCGGUCCGUCUUCUAUCAGUCAGAUACUCAAGCCUCAACAGACCCUAGCCGAUACGAUUCCAUAUACGCCAUGCCCUCCAGAUCAGACAUUACCUACUUCGGUCCAGGCCCAGCGGCUCUUCCUACUGAGGUAAUUGAGGAUGCUGCCAAGGCUCUGAUCAACUAUGGCGAUACUGGUCUAGGCAUCGCCGAGCACUCGCACCGGUCGGCCAUAGCUACGGAUAUCAUCAACGAGACCAAAGCUGAUCUGGCAUCCUACCUCGAUAUCCCAGACGAUUACGAGAUAAUUUUUAUGCAUGGCGGUGGGUCGGGGGAGUUUUCCGCUGUGGCUUACAACUUUGUUGGCGCUUGGGUUUCGCGCAAACACAGGGAGAUUGGUAGCUCAGUGCCGGAGCUUAAAUCGGCUGUGAAGAAUCUCAAGAUGGACUACAUCGUCACUGGUAGUUGGUCGCGGAAGGCAGCGGCUGAAGCUGAGCGACUCUUUGGCUCGGAAUAUGUCAAUAUUGUGGCGGAUAGCCGCAAGGAAAAUAGCGGCAAAUUUGGAACGAUUCCGGAUGAGAGUACCUGGAACCUCUCUCAGGAUGCCGCCUUGGUCUAUUAUUGCGAUAACGAGACAGUUGAGGGCGUGGAAUUCCCCAGAUUUCCCAAGGCCUUUGAGCCGGGGCUUAAUAGACCGAUUGUCGUGGCCGAUAUGAGCUCCAACAUUCUUUCAAGGACGAUCCCGAUCAAGAAUUUCUCAGCCAUCUUCUUCGGCGCUCAGAAGAACCUCGGAACGACUGGUAUCACCGUUGUAGUUAUCCAUAAAAGCUUCCUCCCGCCUAUAACAUUUCAGCCUCCUGCGACUCUAAUGAGACAGCUAGGUCUGCCUAUCCCGCCUCGCAUCUUCGAGUAUGAAACUAUUGCGAAGAACAAUAGCCUCUAUAAUACACUUAGUAUCUUUGAUGUAUAUGUUGCAGGUCAGGUUUUGAAGAGGCUGUCGCGACAGCAUUCAAAAGUGCAAGGACAGCAAGCUGUGGCCGAAAAGAAAGCUCAACUAAUCUACAGAGCUCUUGAAGUUCACCCUAGUAUCUAUCAGAUCAUCCCUGAUAAAACGGUGCGGUCACGUAUGAAUAUCUGCUUCAGGAUUGAAGGUGGCGAUCCCGCAGAGGAGGCUUUCUUGCAGGAGGCUGCUGCCUUAGGGCUGACUGGGCUGAGAGGUCACCGUGAUCUGCGUGGUAUUCGAGCGAGUAAUUACAACUCGGUUCCUCUUGAGGGUGCAGAGAAGCUUGCUAAGUUUAUCGGCACCUUUGCGUCGCAACGGGAGACUUCUUAAUUAGAGCUAGACUAGAAUGGUAGAUGCUUCGCUUAAGCUCACCGAGUUUCCCCAACCAGACAGGAUCUCCAACUUCCGCUGUGAGGCAUCGGGUACCAUGACUGCGCGGAAU